AUGUCGUCCUCGGUACCUCUACCAAGUCUUAUGGACAUUGUCCAGGACCUCUCCAUAUUACAUACGGCAUCUAUUUCGCUCACGCAACAAUCACUGAAUACCAAAAUGUUAGAUGAAGAUAUUACAAAGCCAGCAAAGACAAGUGUACAAAAGUUGGAGCAAUUCAAAGCAUCGACAGAAAGGAGUCAACGGGAGGAAGGGGUGGUCGAAAGUGGGUUCGAAGUUGCCGCAGAUUUCUUAAAAAUGCAACAACAACUCUCAGUUUCCAAGCAGGAAAUGAAUACGCUACAGGAGCGCAUUGCAGGGCUAGAGAAGGAAUUGACGGAAGUGAGAGAGCUGAUCGCAUUCAACCCUGUCAAAUAA
This is a messenger RNA of Lobosporangium transversale, 363 nucleotides long. RefSeq lists its product as hypothetical. NCBI's taxonomy places the organism in Eukaryota, Fungi, Mortierellomycota, Mortierellomycetes, Mortierellales, Mortierellaceae. The record is from RefSeq and is a predicted model, not a curated record. Bases 1 to 363 code for a protein of 120 amino acids. The transcript has 2 exons.